ACGCCUUACAAAACAUCCUAGGAAGAUGAUGCAAGCUUUUGCAUCCGACUUGAUUCAGCAACGGAAACAAAUUGUAUGGAAGAAUCAAAGGGAUGCAAGAAGAAUGGCAGCGUGGUUCAAAAUGAGUGUGCAAAAGCCAGGGAGAAUAAGGUUAAAAAAAUCCUCCUCUUUCCGGUCUGAAGCAAAGAUAAGGAGAACUGAGCCAAAUGGUACUCGGUUUUGAGAAGAUGUCAAGGUUGGAUUUUGGUGUUACCGAAGAGAAGCCAAAUUGUCCCGUGAGCAAGUUGUCUCCUAAUCUUGCUCCGCCGCUGUCUGCUUCCGUGACUAAAUGCAAUGACCCGAUGAGGGACAAGGUACGGGAACUUCUCUUCGAGGCUUUGUCCAGAGUUUCUGGUGAAGCAAGCAACGACAUCAUUGAAGAAGUGAAUGCAUGUGACCCAUCUAGGAUCGCUGUUUCAGUUGAGUCAACGAUGUUCCAGAAUUGGGGUCGUAUGAACGGCACCCACAAGAUGAAGUAUAGGUCCAUAAUGUUCAACAUUAAGGAUCCCAACAACCCGGAUUUCAGGAGAAAAGUUCUUCUCGGCCAUGUCAAGCCAUAGAGGCUCCUAAAGAUGACCACAGAAGAAAUGGCUAGGGAUGAGAGGCAACUUCAAAAUCAACAGAUAAAGGAGAAAGCUCUGUCCAAAUGUGAGCUAGGAGCUGCACCGAAAGCCACAACUGAUCAAGUCAAGUGUGGACGAUGCAGUGAGAGAAAAUGCACUUACUACUAGAUGCAGAGGAGGAGCGCGGAUGAACCAACGACGACAUAUGUCGCUUGUGUUAACUGCCAUAACUAUUGGGACUUCUGUUAAGAUCACUUGCUUAGGAGCUGUUAUGACACGAUGACGGUGUUAAAAAAUUCAACCCAAAAGCUUAAUCUGAUAGGUAGAGAGAAUUGGCCAGCUAAUACCCUUGAUGUUCUUGCCUUGUUCUUUAAUUUAGCAUUUGCUCACUUGAUCGUGAAUUGAAGGAAUCACAAUAUGAAAAGUCCAUAUUUGCCCUUGAUGUCCUCAUUGAUCGAGUUCGACCCAUGAUUUUCUUAUGCAAUGAAUAGGGAAGUACGUUGCAAAA
Molecule: messenger RNA, 1110 nt
Organism: Syzygium oleosum
Lineage: Eukaryota; Viridiplantae; Streptophyta; Magnoliopsida; Myrtales; Myrtaceae
Product: transcription elongation factor TFIIS-like
Exons: 1
Coding region: 207-599 (130 amino acids)
Biological process (GO): DNA-templated transcription
Cellular component (GO): nucleus
Source: RefSeq, a predicted model, not a curated record